CUGUUCAUGCCAAGCUUUUUCCUCCCCUGCGCAAAAAAGAAAGAACGAAAGCGAAAAAUAAAAUAAAUUGCUUGAACGCCGCGACGGCUCGAGGCCAGCUGGCAGACUCCUUUAUCCCCGGCAAGCAGAUGAUGCAGCGACGGUGACAGCGACAAGUGCCAGAUUUACCCCAUCAAUAAGUUACUACAAUGGUUGUAGAGGCUCCUCCCUGCCCCCAGAGCGGCAACGGCUUUGCGAAUGGCUCCGCGAAGCCCAAGGUAUACCGCGACGAAGCCGAGCGGCGACGAUACGAACACCACGAAGCGGACGUCGUGAUAAUUGGCGCUGGCAUUGCUGGAUGUACGCUGGCUGUUGCGUUGGGGAACCAGGGACGGAGCGUUAUCUUGCUUGAGAGGUCGUUGAAGGAGCCUGAUCGGAUAGUGGGAGAGCUGCUUCAACCUGGCGGGGUGAGAGCUCUUGAACAACUCGGCCUGAGAGAUUGCCUGGAGGGAAUAGAUGCCGUGAGGACAUAUGGAUACGAUGUGAUAUAUUUUGGCAAUGGUGUGAAGAUACCUUUCCCUAGCGACGCCAACGAUAAGAUCCUGGAAGGCAGGUGCUUCCACCACGGCCGCUUUAUCAUGCGCCUUCGAGAGGCCGCGGCCGCGAACCCGAACGUCACCAUUGUCGAGACCAAGGCCGUUUCUACCAUAAAAUCCACGCAUACAGGGGAGGUCCUUGGAGUCCAGUGCCAGACUGAUGGCAAACAAGACUUUUAUUUUGGGCCCCUGACCGUUGUCGCGGAUGGUUAUGCCUCUACGUUCCGAAAGGAAUAUCUCCCCAUACAACCAGUCGCCAAAUCGAAAUUCUGGGGCCUGGAGCUUAUAGAUGCGAAAUUACCCAUACCGGGCCACGGCCAUGUUGUCCUGGGUGAUUUCCCGCCCAUAUUGAUAUACCAGAUUGGAGAGCAUGAGACUCGAAUCCUAAUUGAUAUACCAGACAACCUGCCUUCGGCGUCAGUUGCCAACGGAGGUGUAAAGGGUCACAUGCGGAAUGUCGUCCUUCCUUCUUUGCCAGAGUGUAUUCGGCCCUCAUUUGAAGCUGCGUUGGAGAAGGGAGGGUUUCGGUCAAUGCCAAAUUCCUUCCUCAGACCCGUCACGAAUAGGAUCCCCGGAUUGAUGUUCCUAGGUGAUUCCCUGAACAUGCGUCACCCGUUGACUGGUGGCGGUAUGACCGUGGCAUUUAAUGAUGUCGUUCUCCUCCGGGAUCUGCUUAGUCCGGAGGCCGUACCUGAUUUAAGUGAUACCAAACUUGUUUUAAAACAGCUGUCCAAAUUCCACUGGCAACGGAAGUCGUUGAUUUCUGUCAUCAAUAUUCUUGCUCAGGCCUUAUACUCUAUAUUCGCCGCUGGUGACCCCAAUUUGAAAGUCCUGCAACGAGGCUGCUUCAGGUAUUUCCAACUUGGACUUAUAGAUGGCCCCAUCGGACUGCUGUCCGGCAUUAUUCGAUCACCCUUGGUUCUAUUACGGCAUUUUUACUCCGUAGCCUUCCUCGCUAUCUGGCUACACCUUACUAGCAAACCCAUCUACCUCCUCCCCUUGACCCUUUUCGAGUGCAUAAUCGUAUUUCUUACUGCCUGCAGGGUCAUCCUUCCUUUCAUAUUUGCCGAACUUCAAAGCUAGGCAGAUAGGCUUAUCUCUAACUCUUUUUAAUACAUUCUCUUUUAAUGACUGGGGUUGGUUGGACUCGAUGGCUGCAUUAUCUCUGCAUUUAUAUGUUUGCAUAAGUGUUACGUUGAGAUAUUGGAUUAAUUAGAUUUUCUUGUCCUGCUCUUAAAUGUUCUACCCCUUCCCUCCCCUCUCUGCUCUUUAAAAUUAUAAUAUCA
Molecule: messenger RNA, 1861 nt
Organism: Trichophyton rubrum CBS 118892
Lineage: Eukaryota; Fungi; Ascomycota; Eurotiomycetes; Onygenales; Arthrodermataceae
Exons: 2
Coding region: 189-1658 (489 amino acids)
Biological process (GO): ergosterol biosynthetic process
Cellular component (GO): endoplasmic reticulum; membrane
Molecular function (GO): flavin adenine dinucleotide binding; squalene monooxygenase activity
Source: RefSeq, a predicted model, not a curated record